UCGCGCUUUGUGGACUACAUCCGGCGGCGCAAGACGGUGGCGCUGGAUGAGCUGGCGGCGGAGUUUGGCAUGCGCACGCAGGAGGUGAUCAAGCGGGUGCAGGAGCUGGAGGCGGAGGGCGGCAUCACCGGCGUCAUGGAUGACCGCGGCAAG
Chlorella variabilis is the source of this 153-nucleotide messenger RNA. RefSeq lists its product as hypothetical. Lineage: Eukaryota; Viridiplantae; Chlorophyta; Trebouxiophyceae; Chlorellales; Chlorellaceae. The record is from RefSeq and is a predicted model, not a curated record. The annotation marks the transcript as partial. The transcript has a single exon.